Messenger RNA from Myotis lucifugus (little brown bat), 1236 nucleotides. RefSeq names its product carcinoembryonic antigen-related cell adhesion molecule 1. Gene Ontology annotation, cellular component: cell surface. The transcript is spliced from 5 exons. The record is from RefSeq and is a predicted model, not a curated record. Gene Ontology annotation, biological process: heterophilic cell-cell adhesion. Bases 361 to 861 code for a protein of 166 amino acids. Lineage: Eukaryota; Metazoa; Chordata; Mammalia; Chiroptera; Vespertilionidae.
GAGACAGGUCAGGGGUCAUCCUGAGGUGAUCUGGAGGGAAGAGAAGGGGUAUAGCCCUCUCCUUACAGACUGUCACCUGAACAAAGGUCCUCACCCUGCAGAGGUCAGAGUCGUCCUCUGGUGACCUUUACAGAGAUCACUGUGGCCUGUGAUUGGCUGACAUCUCUGAGGAAGGAGCCCACUCUCAGUCAGUCACCUCCUCUGUUCUCCACAGAGCCCGUGGGGAAGCCCUCCAUCCGAGCCAGCAAUGCCACAGUCACAGAGCAUAAGGACGCUGUGGUCCUGACCUGCCUCACAAAUGACAGAGGGAUCUCCAUCCGGUGGCUCUUCAAGAACCAGAAUCUCCUGCUCACGGACAGGAUGAAGCUGUCCCAGGGCAACAGCACCCUCACCAUAGGCCCCGUCAGGAGGGAGGACGCUGGGGAUUAUCAGUGUGAGAUCUUCAACCCCGUCAGUUCCAGCAAAAGUGACCCCUUCAGGCUGGAUGUGCAAAAUGGUCCAACACUACCAAGUCCUGGCCUCUCAGAUGGGGCUAUUGCCGGCAUCGUGAUUGGCGUCCUGGCUGGCGUAGCUCUGAUAGCAGCCCUGGUGUACUUCCUGUAUUUCAGAAAGACUGGAGGGGCAAGCGACCAGCGCGAUCUCACAGAGCACAAACCCUCAGCCUCCAACCACAGUCAGGGCCUCUCUGACAACGCACCUAAGAAGGGCAGAGACUGGGAGAAGAAAAACCGGAGACCAAGAACUGAGAAGCUGCAAAACCACAGACGGCUGCAGAAUCUAAAGAUGAAGCAGGAAGGUCAGAUGCAGAUCUCUCUGGAAUCACAGCUCUCUGUACAGAGUGCCCUCUGCCCUGGGCAGUGAUGUGGGGUUGGAACAUGAUCCUGGUCUCCCCAAGAAUGGGAAUUGCUGGUAGAACAUUAACUAGCUGCGCAGGAGCAGAGAGCAAUGGAGCCCUCUCCCUACCUAUUCUCCCCAGUUUCCUCGGAGAGAAGGACAGUUCAAGGCUAUGUGCCCAGCCCGAGGAUUUGAUGGUUCUUUUCUGUAAAAUAAAACUUAAAAAGCCAGGUCAGGCAGGGAUCACAAAGCAGAAACGGGGCACAGGCAAGAAUGCACUAAAAGGAUAUUGGCGCAUGCUGUUUAAGGUCAAAGUCUUCUGAAACGUGCCAAUCUCCCUCCACUGCUGCCUGGGCUCUGUAGUUGGAGCCCUAUCUGAACUCGAACGAGAGCAAGAAAGGA